AUGAAAACACCUGUAAGCAUAAUCAUUUGUAAAAGUAGCAGCCCUUCAAAAUCCAAAAACUUUCAAUUUAGUUUCAAACCCUAAUUCCCUCCGCUUUUCCCCAAUUCAGAGCAUGCUAGAGAUGCUGGACAACAAUGGCGUUCCCAUCAGCUCGGUAAACGCCACACCCGCCCGCGUUUCCACCAUAAGCGUGGUGGAUCACUGCCUCCCCUACAACACCCACAACCUAUACGAUGUCACUUUCAACACCCACACCAUCUACACCCUCCUCACCUCCGAUCCCUCCCUCGUCCACUCCUGGAUCUCCACCAAUGUUCGCAGCCAUCAAACUGGGCUCAUGGUGGGUCUGGACAUCGAAUGGCGGCCCAACACGCAGCGGAACAUGCAGAACCCCGUCGCCACGCUCCAACUCUGCCUGGGCCAACAUUGCCUCGUCUUCCAGAUCCUUCGCUCCCCUUCCAUCCCUCCUUCCCUUGUUUCCUUCCUCGCCGAUCCCAAUGUCACCUUCUUUGGCGUUGGGAUCCAAGAAGACGCCAAGAAGCUUCUAGGAGACUACAAUAUCCGAGUUGUUAAUAUUCGUGACCUUCGCUCUCUCGCUGCGGAGAAGCUUCGUGACACGACACUGAACCGGGCCGGGAUUAAGUCGUUGGGCCUCCGCGUGCUGGAUUUGGAUGUUGAAAAGCCCAAACGGAUCACGAGGAGUUGGUGGGACAAUCCCAGGCUCACUCCACAGCAGGUUCAGUAUGCUACGGUUGAUGCCUUUCUGUCUUACGAGAUUGGACGCAGUUUGAGUGUAUUGACUCCUACACCUGAUGCCUCUUCCCAGCCUUAUGAAAUGUGUGGAAUAGCAAUGACUCCUAGACCUCCUAUCUCUUCCCAGCCUUCUGAGAUGUGUGGAAUAGCAAUGGCUCCUAAACCUCCUUUCUCUUCCCAGCCUUCUGAGAUGUGUGGAAUAGCAAUGACUCCUAGACCUCCUGCCACUUUCCAACCUUCUGAGAUGUGUGGAAUAGCAAGGGCCAUAGAGACAAUGGCCGCUGCUAUACAACAUCAAAGUGCAGUGAUAGUUGAAACUCAUCGGACUUUCAUGCAGCAGUGGGAAGCUGCCAGAGUAACUACUGCUGCAUCUGUUCCCUGUGUUGGAGAGUUUUCUCCUCUGGAAGAGAGAGCAGAAAUGGUGAAGAGGUCAGAAGUUGUGCCUAACGGGGUGGUUUGCCAACAGAAGGGAGAAUCUUCAGGAGAGAUGGCCAAGAGAAAUCAGCAUAAGCCAGGUGAUAGAUCUCCGUAUCAGAGGACUGGGGCAUCCUCUUCCCAACCUUUGCAGUCAGAAUCCAUGAGUAUGAAGUGUUAUCGAUGUAAAAGGUCACAUCUUCAAGGAAAUUGUUCUAAACAAUCGGCAGAAAAGAAGUGUUUUGUGUGUCAGAAGGAAGGCCAUUAUGCAAGAGUUUGUCCAGAUAGGAAAGGACAAGUUGCUACAGGAGAAGUACAACAAAGAGGAGAAAAUGGUGGCAGACCCCAAGUGGUGGAGAAGAGGUGUCGUCGUUGUGAUGGACCUCAUUUGGUAAAGGAUUGUCAUGCUGAUAAAAAAUCUGAUAAGAAGUGUUAUGUGUGUCAAAGUGGAGGGCAUCUAGCCCGAGAUUGCCCAACCAGGGGAGAACAACUUGAUACAAAGGAUUGUCAUCAGCUUACUGAUAAGAAGUGUUAUGUGUGUCAAAGAGGAGGACAUCUAGCCCGAGAUUGUCCGAACAGGGGAGAACAACUUGAUACAGGGAGAGUGCAACAAGGAAGGGUGGAGGGUGAAAGUGUUGAAUGUAUUUGAUAAGAGUGUACUGACUUUCCAUGAUUAAAAAUAUGAAGAGGUUGGUAUAGGUAGGAGUGGUGGGUUGCAGUGAGAUUGUUAGAGGACUGUUAGGAGUUGUAUCUACCUCUAUUUAUAUAGUUGUGUUUUAUACAUUCCUUUGAGUAUUAAAACAGGUUCUAAAUUUUGAAAGACUGAAUAUUUUGUUCAGAGAAUUGUAAAAUACAAUGUAUACAUUUCAGUGAUGAUCUAUGCUUAAUACCUAAUUUGUAAUGCUUUAA
Molecule: messenger RNA, 2076 nt
Organism: Vigna unguiculata (cowpea)
Lineage: Eukaryota; Viridiplantae; Streptophyta; Magnoliopsida; Fabales; Fabaceae
Biological process (GO): nucleobase-containing compound metabolic process
Cellular component (GO): cytoplasm; nucleus
Molecular function (GO): zinc ion binding; nucleic acid binding; 3'-5' exonuclease activity
Source: RefSeq, a predicted model, not a curated record